GCUGGUGUGAUGGUGGCUGCUGUGGUUUCUGGGACUGCCCAAGUAUGUGUUCUGAGAGAGGCUGCUGCUGUCCAUGCUGCAGUUGCUGUUCGUGGUGUUGCAUGAUUUGCUGAUCAUACUGCCACUCAGCUUGCUGAUGGGGCAGCUGCUGUUGAUGAGAAAAGGAGUCAGAAUCAUGGUGAGCAUACCCAACAGACGUUGGUGGUUGGAUGUAACCUGCAUCCGAUUGCUGGCACUGUGGAAACGACUGUGUUGUCAACGGGUGCUGCACCUCCGAUGGCACUUGCAAGGCAGGUUCCAGCCGGACAGGCACAGGCUGCAGCUGUGUCAUGGAAGGCAAUUGAUGAUCGGAUGUCCGCUGCUGGUGCUUCAGUUGCUUGAGAGGCGAUUGUUCUUGCAGCCCACCCAUCUGGUUUAGCAUUUGAGGUUGCGAUGUGCUGAACACCUGCUGAUGCUGAGGCAAUGACAGCUGAGCUGCCUGCUGCAUCUGUUGCUUUUCCAAUACCUCUUGUGGCCCAAAAUGUUGGACUGCCUGAGGGCCAAGAAGCUCUUUCUGCACUCCCUGCAAACCCUCUGACACCUGAUGCUUCAACUGCAAGGAAUGCUGCUGAGCUGCUGGCUGGGGCACCUGGUGCUGCUGCUGAGGCUGUAACGUGACAGUCUGCUGUGCUCUAACAUGCUGUGAUGGCUGCAAUUGCUGUGGCGCUAGCUGUUGCUGAGGUUGUAACGGUUGAGCCAGUUGCUGAAGCUGCUGCAACGGCUGAGUUGCCGACUGCUGCUGAAAACCCUGCGAAUGCUGCUGCUCGAGUAACGAUGGACGGGGAGGGCUCACUUGGAGAGAUUGUGAAGGUGCCUGGUGAGGUGCUUCGACUGGCUGCGAUGGCUGCUGCUGUUGCUGUGCCUGUGAUGCACGUGGAAGGCCCUGCACAGGGAAUACAGCCUUCACUAUUUGCUCUUUAUUCUGCGGUGCCUGGUGCUGCUGAAGCUGGGGUACUUGUAUCGACCGCAGCUCCUGCAUCUGGACUGGGUCAUAUGACUGCUCCACCUGCUGCUGCCGCUGAGGUUGCUGCAGUGUUGUCUCAGGCAUUUGCUGGGAUAAUGUCACAGUUCGAAAAUUAUGGUCUUCAUGCAGCUGAUUGUGCUGCUGUGUAUGGAGCUGCUGCUGUUGCUGCUGCUGCUGCUGAGACUGGAACUGCUGAAUGGUUGGCACUGUUGGCUGUUGUUGUCCCUGAAACUGCUGUGUCUGGAAUGGUUGUGGCGCUGGCAUGUGUUGCUGUUGCUGAGAUGGCUGGAACUGUGCCUGCUGUGAAGAUAAACCUGAAGGUGGUUGGUGCUGUGCUGGAAACUGCAGUUGCUGCUGAUGCAGCUGUUGCUCCUGACAUGGCAAAUACUGAGGUGGUUGAUGCUGCAAGGUCGACACAUGCAACUGUUGAGACUGCUGCAGAAAAUGCAAUCGCUGGUGCUGCUGCUCCUCCAGCUGCUCCUGUAACUGCUCCUGCAGCUGCUCUUGCAGCUGCUCCUCCAGCUGCUCCUGCAGCUGCUCCUGCAGCUGCUCCUGGGCUACAUGAUCAUGCAGCUGUUGAUGCUGUUGAUGCUGCUGAUGAAGAAGCUGUUGUUGCGACGGCUGAAGCUGAAUCUUUUGCUGCUGCUGGUGGAGCUGCUGCGGCUGCUGCUGUUGUUGCUUCUGCUGUUGCUGAACCUGCUGCUGCUGCUGCUGAAUUUGUGAUUGCUGCUGAAAAUGCUGCUGUUGUUGCUUCUGCUGCUGCUGCUGAAGGUGAAGCUGCGGCUGGUGGUGACGCUGCUGCAGUUGGUGUUGCUGCUGAAUCUGCUGCUGAAGUUGUUGUGGCUGCUGCUGCUGAAACUGCUGCUGCUGCUGCUGCUGAAAAUGCUGCUGUUGCUGCUGCUGUUGCUGCUGCUGUUGCUGCUGCUGCUGAAGCUGCUGCUGUUGCUGAAGCUGUUGCUGUUGCUGUUGCUGCUGCUGCUGAAGCUGUUGCUGUUUCUGCUGAAGCUGUUGCUCGUGCUGAAUCUUUUGCUGGUGCUGCUUCUGCUGAAGCUGCUGCUGCCCCUGCUGCUGCUGCUGCUGCUCUUGCUGAAGUUGCUGAUGUUGAUAUUGUUGUGGCUGAAGCUGCUGAAGCUGGUGUUUCUUCUGCUGAUACUGGUGUGAUUGCUGCUGCUGCUGUUGAUACUGUUGCGGUUGCUGCUGCUGAAUUUGCUGAAUCUGCUGCUGUAGCUGCUGCACCUGCUGUGAAGGUUGCUGAAGUUGCUGUGACUGUUGCUGUGGAAGUGAUGACUGCUGGAGCGGUUGCUGCUGCUGUUGCUGCUGCUGUUGCUGCUGCUGUUGCUGUUGCUGCUGCUGUUGCUGCUGCUGUUGUUGUUGCUGCUGCUGACGCUGCUGCUGGUGAAGCAGCUGUUGUUGUUUACGCUGCAGCAGCUGCUGCGGACGGCUCUUCUGUUGGUCCUCCUGCUGCUGCUGACGCUGCUGCAAGAUCUGCUUGUGUUCGUCCUGUUGUCGUUGCUGCACAAGUUGCCUUUGUUGAUCUUCUUGCUGCUGCACCUGUGCCUGUUGAUGCAUCACCACCUGCUGCUGCUGCAUCUCUGACUGCUGUUGUUGCUGCUGCAUCUGGAUCUGUUGUUGCUGCUGCAUCUGUAGCUGCUGUAGCUGCUGCAUUUGCAGCUGCUGAUGCUGCUGUAUCUGCAGCUGAGGCUGCUGCUGCAAUUGUGAAGCUUGCGGCUGUAGUUGUGGAGUCUUUUCUAGUCGAUGGAGCUGCUCCCGCUUCAUCAGAAUCUCCUUCUGCUGCAUUGUAUUCCGUUUGAGGCUCUGCUGAAAACUUUCAAUUUCUUGAUGGUAUUUCUCUCCCUGAAUCUGAAUUUGCUGCUGCUGAUGAGGACUAAGAAGAUGCUGUUGCUGCUGUUGAAGAAACCUCCAUUCAUUCUUGCGGUUUGUGAUUUCCUUUUCCAAGUCUGCCUGCUGCUGCUGGAGAAAAUGGAGCGUCUUAUCAAUCU
Messenger RNA from Chara braunii, 3003 nucleotides. NCBI's taxonomy places the organism in Eukaryota, Viridiplantae, Streptophyta, Charophyceae, Charales, Characeae. The record is from the annotation of a GenBank genome assembly.